Pyrus x bretschneideri (Chinese white pear) is the source of this 1281-nucleotide messenger RNA. RefSeq names its product E3 ubiquitin-protein ligase BIG BROTHER. The transcript has 10 exons. NCBI's taxonomy places the organism in Eukaryota, Viridiplantae, Streptophyta, Magnoliopsida, Rosales, Rosaceae. Gene Ontology annotation, biological process: protein ubiquitination; negative regulation of organ growth. Gene Ontology annotation, molecular function: ubiquitin-protein transferase activity; ubiquitin conjugating enzyme binding. The coding region runs from base 364 to 1125 and encodes 253 amino acids. The record is from RefSeq and is a predicted model, not a curated record.
GCAGAUCCCAACCUUCUGUCAUCAAACGGACUUGGCGUGUCACUGAAACCACUGCAUAAAGCCACGGCAGUCACUCGGGAUUUUCUCUCUCCUCAUCACCCUUACUAAAUACACCAACAUCAUCCUCUCUCACCUCAACCUAGAGAGAGAGCAGGGAAGAAAAGCACAAGCUGAAGAAGAAGAGCUUCUGAGGAGAGGAUCCAGCAAUGGAGCUCUUUCAGAUCAAUGCCGUCUAAUUAGGAAUUUCUGAAAGUGAGAAACUGAUUGCAUUUUUCGGUUGCCUGUCUGGGAUUAUUUAUAUGAUAUUGGGUGCUAGAAUUUGUCAAAAGAUCAGAUUACUCGUCUGUCUUGUGGUCGCUGAAAAUGAGUUGGAACCCACACAUGGAGGUUCAUUACACCUACACCAACUGUCCUUAUAGCUCAGCGGGUAGCUUUAUGGAGUAUUUUGAGGGUCUUACCUAUGAACAUGUGAACUUUAUUUUUUCAGGCGAUUCGCAUGCUCAGGAGAGUGCUUACCCAACAAUGAAUACAAAUUAUUACAAGUUUGGGUUGUCAGAACCUGGGAAUAUUACUUCAUACUAUGAUCUUGGGUUUGGUCAUGCUUAUGAGAUCAAUGGUCCUGACCCAAGAAGUGGGGAACAAAGAAGGCAUUUGCAGAGCGCUUCAACAAUGACUAAUGAACAGAAUGUGGCUGUGAACUCAGAAUGGGAAGGAAAUGCGAAUAAUUCUACACGCCACAACCCCAGAGAAUGCCCACGGAGACAUCAAAAUUCCGAUGAUAACCAGGUUAUUUGGCAAGACAACAUUGAUCCUGACAUCAUGAGUUACGAGGAAUUACUUGAGUUAGGUGAGACGGUUGGCACUCAAAAUCGAGGUCUCUCCCAAGAUCAGAUCUCGUUGCUUCCAAUCUCAAAGUACAAAUGCAGCUUUUUCUCGAGAAAGAAAUCACGAGACGAGAGAUGUGUGAUUUGCCAGAUGGAAUAUAAACGAGGGGACCGGCGGAUUGCUCUACCAUGCAAACACCUCUAUCAUGCUGGUUGUGGGACCAGAUGGCUUAGCAUCAACAAGGCUUGCCCAAUAUGUUACACUGAGGUUUUUGGUGAUGCGUCAAAGCGCGCAAAAUAGGAGGCCCGAUGAGCUUAAAGAAGAGAGCCUCGAAAAAAUUUUCUUCAAAUUUGGUUAACAGAGGUGCAUGUUUGCUUCUUUUCCACGUUGUUUGUAGAAGCAUUGUCUGAGCUAUUUUAAUAAAUGAGAAUGUUACGAAGUGAAGGAUUCCGAUCA